Pantherophis guttatus is the source of this 1875-nucleotide messenger RNA. The record is from RefSeq and is a predicted model, not a curated record. NCBI's taxonomy places the organism in Eukaryota, Metazoa, Chordata, Lepidosauria, Squamata, Colubridae.
CUUGUUGCAGGAAGAAGGACACUGAUUGGUCACGCUCGGGAUGUCAGCAAUGGGCAAAUGGACUCCAAGGGGCGGAUCCUACAAGGGAAAAGGCGGAACUAGUGGAGAGAAAAGGGCGUGAAGCCUCCACUUCCGGAAACAAAAAAGGCAGUGAGGGAAGCUGCCUGAAUCGGCGACAGAGGAGGCCGUUUGAUGCAGGAGGACGGAUGCAGGAAAGAGGCGCCGCCCGAGAGGAGGAGGAAGAGGAGAGCGGCGGGGAAAGGCCGGGGGGCUCUGGGGCUGCAGGCAGGAGGAGCCCAGGGGGAGCCCGGGAAAGGCAGCUGCCUGGAGGGCGAUGCGGAGAGGAGGAAACGGGCGGAGACCCCGAGACAGGCUUGGAGGGCGGAGGUUCCUUUGAAAGAUCCCGAAAGCCCCGAAGGAUCCAGGAGGAAGAAAAUGAACAUCAGUGCCCAGAAUGUUGUAAAACCUUCAAAAGAAAAGGAAACCUUCAAAGCCACCUAAUUAUCCACACAGGAGAGAAACCUCAUAAGUGCCUGGAGUGUGGAAAGAGCUUUGGUGAUAGGAGCACCCUCUAUAGACAUCAAAAAAUCCACUCAGGAGAAAAACCACAUAAAUGCCUUGAGUGUGGAAAGAGAUUCAGUCAGAGGGGACAUCUUUAUAGACAUCAAAGGAUCCACUCAGGAGAAAAACCUCAUAAAUGCCUGGAAUGUGGAAAGAGCUUCAGUCAGAGGGGACAUCUUUAUAUACAUCAAAGAAUCCACACAGGAGGGAAACCUCAUAAGUGCCUGGAGUGUGGAAAGAGAUUCAGUCAGAGGGGAUAUCUUUAUAGACAUCAAAGAAUCCACUCAGGAGUAAAACCUCAUAAAUGCCUUGAGUGUGGAAAGCGAUUCAGUCAGAGGGGACAUCUUUAUAGACAUCAAAGGAUCCACUCAGGAGAAAAACCUAAGUGCCUGGAAUGUGGAAAGAGCUUCAGUCGCAGCAGCAGCCUUUAUACACAUCAAAGGAUCCACUCAGGAGAAAAACCUCAUAAGUGCCUGGAGUGUGGAAAGAGCUUCAGUAAGAGGGGACAUCUUUAUACACAUCAAAGAAUCCACUCAGGAGAAAAACCUCAUAAAUGCCUGGAGUGUGGAAAGAGCUUCAGUAAGAGGGGACAUCUUUAUACACAUCAAAGAAUCCACUCAGGAGAAAAACCUCAUAAAUGCCUGGAGUGUGGAAAGAGCUUCAGUCAGAGGGGACAUCUUUAUGUACAUCAAAGGAUCCACACAGGUGAAAAACCACAUAACUGCUUGGAGUGUGGAAAGAGCUUCAAUCAGUUGGGAAACCUUUAUACACAUCAAAGGAUCCACACAGGAGAAAAACCUCAUAAAUGCCUGGAGUGUGGAAAGCGCUUCAGUAAGAGGGGACAUCUUUAUACACAUCAAAGGAUCCACACAGGAGAGAAACCUCAUAAGUGCCUUGAGUGUGGAAAGAGAUUCAGUCUGAAGGGAAAUCUUUAUAUACAUCAAAGGAUCCACACAGGAGAAAAACCUCAUAAAUGCCUGGAAUGUGGAAAGAGCUUCAGUCAGUUGGGAAACCUUUAUACACAUCAAAGGAUCCACACAGGAGAAAAUCUCAUAAAUGCCUUGAGUGUGGAAAGAGCUUCAGUCAUAGCAGCGCCCUUUAUACACAUCAAAGGAUCCAUUCAGGGGGUGGAACCUCAUAAAUGCCUGGAAUGUGGAAAGAGAUUCAGUCUGAGGGGAAAUCUUUAUACACAUCAAAGGAUCCACACAGGAGAAAAACCUCAUAAAUGCCUUGAGUGUGGAAAGAGCUUCAGUCUGAGGGGAAAUCUUUAUACACAUCAAAGGAGCCACAUAGGAGGAGAAAAACCUCAUAAAU